GUUUUUUGGACACAGGGUCCCACUGCGUAGUCCAGGCUGGUCUCAGACACAGUCUUCCUGCUUCAACCUCCUAAGUACUUGGAUUAGAGACAUAGGGCAUCAUGCCCGCCUGAUCUAAUUAUUUUAGAUGUUGAUUUGCUACUGAAAACCUGUUUUGCAUUAACCUAAGCGACCGGAGCCCAGAUGGGCCUGUGCUCUGGACAUCUAGGAGCAGGCACAGCCCAACUUUCCAGCCCUCACCUCAACCUUCUGCACAUUCACAUACCACCUACUGAACUGAGCGUGCCCCCGGGACCCCCGAGCUGCUCUCCAGCGGCCCAUACUCUGUUUCCCUAUCCCUCAGUCCUCCCCGCUGGCUCCAGAGCCAAUCCACUUCCCAAUCUGUGGAGGCAAAUGUGAGAGUGGACGGGGAGGACGGGACUUGCAACUCUUGAAUCACAGGCCCCCGCCUGGCUUUGGCUGGAGAUGGGGGAGGCUGGCCUCACCGAGGACUCUCCUCCAGAGAGGCUGCUUUCAGGUCGCCAGCAGCUGCCACAGCACAGAGCUCAUUUGCAGCUGUCUCGUGGAGGACCUGAAGCACUGGGACUUGCUGUCACUUAAACAUCUCCUGGAACCUACAAGCUGUGACGUGGGGAGGGAGAAGAGACAAACAGGCAAACCAGCUUCUAGCGGGUCUAGAGCGAUCCGAGCGUAGUCAAGGUCUGGCUGUGGACGGUCGUUCGAGCGCUGUUACCCCCGCUGGAUUUCAACAGUGAAGUCAAAACAGGAGACACGACGCUUGUAAACCUCCAUCAAGACUUUCCUUCUUCCCGCUUCAGGGCGGGGCAACGCUCGCAGCAUAGACGCCCCGGGCGACUGCAGCCCACGCGCUUCCUCGGGGCCUGGGGCUGGGGCUGGGGCCCGGGCUCGACUCGCCCGGGAGCGGAGAGCUCGCUCCUCUGCUGCCCGGCACAGAGGCGCCCAUGCCCGCUGAGGCCGACGGCCCGAUCCCCACCCGGAGAGUCGCCGCGGCUCCGCUCCGCUUCUCCAAGGCCGGAACGUGGGUAGUACACGCUGAGCCCACACGCUCUGGCGCUGGGAGAGUCUGUAGUAACCGUUGCUAAGGACCAGGCGGCCGGAAGUAGGUCGUGCGCCUGCGUACACGGAGGGCGGGGCGGCGCUAAGCAUGGCGGAUGCUGACCCGGAGUCCGAGCAGAUCCGCCUGAAGUGUAUCCGUAAGGAAGGCUUCUUCACGGUACCUCCGGAACACAGGCUGGGACGGUGCCGGAGCGUGAAAGAGUUUGAGAAGCUGAACCGCAUCGGCGAGGGCACCUAUGGCAUCGUGUGUGAGUGGCCGACAUUGGGGCCUUGGGCCUCAGAUCGGGCCCGGGACACCCAGACAGACGAGAUUGUCGCCCUGAAGAAGGUGCGGAUGGACAAGGAGAAGGAUGGCAUCCCCAUCAGCAGCCUGAGGGAGAUAACGCUGCUCCUGCGCCUGCGCCACCCCAACAUUGUGGAGCUAAAGGAGGUGGUGGUGGGGAACCAUCUGGAGAGCAUCUUCCUGGUGAUGGGUUACUGUGAGCAGGACCUGGCCAGCCUCCUGGAAAAUAUGCCCACACCCUUCUCUGAGGCCCAGGUCAAGUGCAUCGUGCUGCAGGUGCUCCGGGGCCUCCAGUACCUGCACAGGAACUUCAUCAUCCACAGGGACCUGAAGGUCUCCAAUCUACUCAUGACUGACAAGGGCUGUGUGAAAACAGCGGACUUUGGCCUGGCCCGGGCCUAUGGUGUCCCAGUAAAGCCAAUGACCCCCAAGGUGGUCACCCUCUGGUACCGUGCCCCUGAGCUGCUGCUGGGAACCACAACCCAGACCACCAGCAUUGACAUGUGGGCCGUGGGCUGCAUCCUGGCUGAGCUGUUGGCCCACAAGCCCCUUCUCCCUGGCACAUCUGAGAUCCACCAGGUUGACCUGAUUGUGCAACUGCUGGGGACGCCCAGUGAGAACAUCUGGCCGGGCUUUUCCAAGCUGCCGCUGGCCAGCCAGUACAGCUUGAGGAAGCAGCCGUACAACAACCUGAAGCACAAGUUUCCAUGGCUCUCUGAGGCCGGGCUGCGUCUGCUGAAUUUCCUCUUCAUGUAUGAUCCCAAGAAAAGGGCGACAGCGGGGGACUGCCUGGAGAGCUCCUACUUUAAGGAGAAGCCCCUUCCUUGUGAGCCGGAGCUCAUGCCCACUUUCCCCCACCACCGCAAUAAGCGGGCUGCCCCGAGCACAGCGGAAGGUCAGAGCAAACGGUGCAAGCCCUGAUGAUGGCCACAUGCUGGCUCCGGAUGACUCCAGAUCAGAGGUCGCCCUGCUCAGCAGCUGGCAGGGUGUGGACUGCGGGUGAUGGGGAAGGACGGGGCCUUGUGAUGCCACCUUCUGGUGGUACGGGGCCACCAUUCCUGUUAACACUGCUGCACAGAACCCAGGGAGAAUGCUGGCACUGGGUUGGGCCCUGGCCUGGGAUCAGCAUGAUCUUCUGGGGCCACCUAAGGUACAAAUAGGCUCUGAUGACCCCGGGAAGGGCUGGCCAGAGUCCAGGUGGGAAGGAGGGGCCCAGUGUGGGGUGAGGACGGUGGCAGGGGAUGCCGCUGAGACUCGAUGGGGAAGUGGGCGCCCAUCCUGGGGGUGAAGAGAUAAAAGCCUUCCGAGCAGA
Messenger RNA from Chinchilla lanigera (long-tailed chinchilla), 2672 nucleotides. RefSeq names its product cyclin-dependent kinase 10 (gene Cdk10). Lineage: Eukaryota; Metazoa; Chordata; Mammalia; Rodentia; Chinchillidae. Gene Ontology annotation, biological process: regulation of mitotic cell cycle; protein phosphorylation. The transcript is spliced from 13 exons. Gene Ontology annotation, molecular function: ATP binding; cyclin-dependent protein serine/threonine kinase activity. Gene Ontology annotation, cellular component: nucleus. The record is from RefSeq and is a predicted model, not a curated record. The coding region runs from base 1166 to 2281 and encodes 371 amino acids.